AUGAGAAAAAUACAGAUUUUGUAUAUUGUAAUAUAUAUUAUUCACAAUACGGAGAAGCCUCCUUCUGGUCACUUCCAUUUUGCGGAUGAAGCUCAAGCUCAGUUGUUCUCCGAGAAUAACGAGCAUUCUACUGAGGGAUCUACUGAGGAUUCUACUGAAGAUUCUACUGACGAUUCUACUGACGAUUCUAAAAAGUCGCAAGAAGAAAAUCUUGCAAAACUGUUCCAAAACAAUUGCCUAAAUUUGAAAAAAUUGGAUCAAAAUACUACUACAUUCUCGGAAGGUGUCAAUUGGUUCGAAGCAGCUCAUAAAUGUCGUGCGUUGGGUGGAAAUCUAGCUGGUCUUCAAAGUGAAGAAGAGUUAAAAGCAAUCAGUGAAAAAUUAACCAAUGUACGAUACUGGUUGGAAAUCAAUGAUCUUGGCAAUGAGGGCGUCUACAAAUUGCUCUCUUCUGGACUGCAGGCGGGUUUUUUGAAUUGGCAUUCCAACGAGCCUAAUGACAAUGACGAUAACGAAAAUUGCGUUGAAUUGCUCAAAUACGGAUCAGAUUGGGAAAUGAAUGAUAAUAAUUGCGGACACAAAUUUAAUUUUAUAUGUGAGAAGCAUAAUCUUGAGUAAUUUCUUGUAAUUCUUUUAAAUAAUAUAUGCAAACAUCAUCAU
Molecule: messenger RNA, 660 nt
Organism: Drosophila innubila
Lineage: Eukaryota; Metazoa; Arthropoda; Insecta; Diptera; Drosophilidae
Product: C-type lectin 37Db-like
Exons: 3
Coding region: 1-618 (205 amino acids)
Molecular function (GO): signaling receptor activity
Source: RefSeq, a predicted model, not a curated record